Messenger RNA from Phasianus colchicus (ring-necked pheasant), 8508 nucleotides. It is a transcript of the gene SH2D4A, whose product is annotated as SH2 domain containing 4A. Lineage: Eukaryota; Metazoa; Chordata; Aves; Galliformes; Phasianidae. The record is from RefSeq and is a predicted model, not a curated record. Gene Ontology annotation, cellular component: cytoplasm. Gene Ontology annotation, molecular function: phosphatase binding.
CGCUCCGGCGGAGGCACCGUUUGCCGGCUGCGGGAAGCUGGUUUUGCUCCGGAAACGCGGCUGGUGCACGCGUACUGCCGACAGCUGGGGAAAGGCUGUACGCAGAACGGCGUGGGAUGGAAGGCACCUUAAAGCUCAUCCAGCUCCAACCGUCUGCCACGGGCAGGGUUGCCGCCCACGAGAUCGGGUUGCCCAGGAUCCCGUCCAGCCUGGCUUUGAGGGCCUCCGGGGAUGGGGCACCACCGCCUCUGUGCAGCUUUGCCGCUGCCUCACUGCCCUGAGUAAAAAUACUCCUACUAAUGUCCAUCCUAAAUUCCCCCUCUCUUAGCUUAAAGCCAUUGCCUCUUCCCUAGCUUUACCUCUUCUUGAAGCAAAGGUAGGAAACAACGGUCUUGUACUUCUCAGCUUUUCAUCUGGCUUUUUAAUGUCUUCAAAGCCACGGUGAGGGCUCGGAUACACUAAUUCACAUCUUCCGGUGUCAGAUCACUGCUUUGGUGUUUCGAAAAAGCUAAGGCAACAACAACAGAGACAAAAAAGCCCUUUUCAUGCAUAAAGCAUUUCAACUAUUUGCCCUAUCAAGUGAAGUCGUGUGAAGCGUUUCCUGAUGUGCUUCACAAGAGUAUUUGACCUUGUCAGGUCUUGCAUUAGAAGUUAACCUUCAACUGGAUAAUGAUUCUUGAGAUUAUCAUAUCUUUUUACCAUCCCCAAACUCUUCGUGUGAGGAGGGGCAGGAGAUAUGUAAGUGGCAUUUGACAUAAAGUAACAAAAACAAAACAUAACAAAACAACCAGCAGUGACAACUUUUCCUGCAGUUUUUUUCUUCUCCCCCAGCGUCUGAAUUUCUUGGGUCACUUUUAAUUUAAUGUUCCUGCCACAUUUUCAGUAGAGAUGCACAUCGUAUCUCUACUGCAAUUUGAAGAAGCUGCCUCCCAGAAAAUCAGGACCACUAUUCAAGAUGCCCACUAUUUCUUCUUAUGCCCUCCUAUCUGUUCAUUGAUAUGAAUAAUGUCGAAUGUGUGCCUAUGUAUGAUUUCCUGUUGCUUUUUGUAGAGAACCUUUCCCUCUGCUGACAGCAGCCGUAGUGAGCAGCAGGAUGAGGUUUGUCACAAGGGGGUGUCCCAUGAGCCUGUUGCACGGGGUGUGUGAUCUGUAAGCUGGAACACAUAUCAGCCUUUCCUUAAGUGCCUGCAUAUUUAUGCAUGUUCAUAUACUUAGAUUUCCCCUAUUAAUGGUAGAUGAUUUACAGGAGCACAGAGAAGAGAUGGCUUCCCAGCAGGCUGUUUAUGAGCUGCGUGACCUUGGUUUUUUAAGGGUUGUAUAUUUCCCUUGAACAGCAAAGGUUUCCACUACUUUCAAUGGCAGUUCAGCAUGUGAGUCAAGGUGAGAUACAGUUGCAAGCAGGCUGCACAAGAGAGAAUUUCCAGGUUAUCCUCAGGCACACUUUGUAGCAGUAGAGGGGAAAAAUACUUUCUCUUGACAUGGGUGGUGCCAAACAUCUGAACUCGUCAUCAAUCUGUCCAAGCCUCAUAGGAAAAAAAAAAAAAAAAGGUAUCAUAAACUGGCAAUUAUGAGUGAGGGGCUGUCUCACAAAUGCUCUGGGGAGACAACCCAGUCAGGCAGGGAAGCAGGUUUGACAUAGAACACAGUGAGCCUUGAAAGGGAGACUACCAGAGUGAGGAAGGUCACCUGAAGAACCAGGGGGCAGUACUGGGAGAGAAGGAAACUCCACCACCUCUGCAGCUUUGCUCCCUGCAGAUUUUAACUCUGCAAUACAAACUGUACUGACCCCAGUCAAAUACCUCCUGUGCGGCCAAGUGGUGAGAAGGGCAAACACAAAUGACGUGAAUUCAAGUUUCCUGUUGCUGCAAGGGCAGCAGCCAGCUGGGGAAUCUUCCAGUCAGUUCCAGUCACUCCUGCCAGCCACACAUACACACAGCCCCCGCUCAGUCAUAACAAGGACAUCUUUAUGGGAUGAUUUCUGGUCAUCCUCUUCCGCAAGCACCAAGCUUUCACUGAAUAGUUUCCACGGAAGAGCAAUUCUGCUGACUCAGAGCCAAAAAACAGAGCUGCUGGGAGACCUUACCAGCUCCUCGGGGUAUGAUAUUGAAUGCCCUCUAUUUAGCAAACCAUUCAGCAUUUGGCCCACACAAACCGCAAAUGAUUACCUGAAGGCAAUAAAAGCAUCUUACCUCCCUUCAUGCAACAAGACUGUUACAUUAAAAGCCUGUUCAAUUUCAAACAUAGUGAUUAACUUCUGUUGGCCCAGUCACCGAGCUCAAAGAUACUAUCUGCUCCAGGUACUCUUUCCAAUCCAUGAAGGACCCAACAGUAGCCAUUGCUCCAAACAAAAAAAGCACCUUGGACUUGCACAGAAGAACUGUCACGUUAUCUAAAAUCAGAGCAACACCAAGUACCCUCUGAAGACAGAACUUUAUCAAAACCCCAAACUUUGCACACUCUAAAUUGUACUUAGCUGAAAUGGUCUUUUAAAAACAAACAAACCAAAACUGAAAGCUUAAGGGUUCCACUUCUGACUAAGGGUACUUUCUGACGCUGAUCUGUUUGCAAAAACCUUCUCUUCCGGAUACUGCUAAAGAGCAGGAGGCAGCGAAGCUUCAGCAGCAGUGCCUCAGUUUUACAGUUAAACACUCUUCAGGUUUUCCUGAGGGAUCAGGGACUGCUUGCCAAUACCCUCCCCAUAAAAACUAUUCCUUCUCUACAGCUGUUGUGUCUAUGUCUCUUGGACAGCCCAAGUUCCUUUCUUUAGCUGCUGAUCUGGAACAAUUCCCACUGAUUGGCCGCAAAAGCUUGCUUGAUGCUGGCAUGGGGGUAAGAUGGGAACAGGUAGAACACUACUACACAAGAACAAAUACAGCAAAUACCAUCCUUCCAGCUGGACUUUAUAAAAGCUAUUGUUCUGCUGCCCCAUUUCAACUAUUUAAAUGCACUGCACUCAUGCUCCUUUGGAAAACUGCAGUAUUAUGUUUCUGUGCCACCUCCUUCUCUAUUCUUUUAUUCCUUCAAUUAAAAAAAUAAAAUAAAAUCAGAUUGCAAGCAGUCAUGCUCUGAAGCUGAAGGUGUUCCCAGCACCUUUUAUUUUCCUGAGUCAGCCCCAAAUAGAGGUCUCUAGGGAUCUAGUCCCCUUAAUUUAUUUGAUUCCCAGAUUUAAUACAUAGUGCUGCUUCACCCUGGUAUAAGUCAUUCUGUUCUUUGUACUUCUAAAUUACUGCCCCAUCAAUCUCCUUCCUCCUACCUACUGUGCUACAUCCUCAGUGCUUGUUCCUGAGACUCCCAGCAUUUGUGUAGAAGAACAUGAAUAAUUCUGCUGCGUUUUUCUUUUCCUCCUUCUCCCACAGCAAUACCAGAGUUGUGCAACAGUGUCACUGCACAUGAUGUCAACCAGCCUCCUGGUACCCCUGAGAUUAUCCAGAUAAGAUAUAGAAAAUAGUUAGUUUCAAGGUCUUUAGUCCACAUUUUUAUUUCUCUACUUCACAGCCAAUAGUGCUCCUGUAAGACCUCUCACAACUUGUCCAGAAAAAAAAAUUAAAAAGACCUCUGUUGUGAUUGUAAAUAUUUGAAAUAUUUGGGCACAAAGCAUAGCUAUGUAGGUGUUAAGUACAUUGCAUGCACCAGACUGUACAUGUGACCAGGCAUCCUGGGCAAGAAUAGGAGCACUGCUUCUCCCUGUCAGAUGAGGAUGUGCUGUGUCAGGCUCACCACAUGGGAAAGGUGCCUCAGCAAGAAAAUGUCAGACAAGGAGCUGUCUCAAGCUCAUGAGCUGCUGCAAGUUAAGUCAUUUGGCUUUGAAGAAACCAGCUGUGCUGCUUGCACUCCCUUGCCUUACCGUGAUGUUGUCUUUGAAGGAUGGGAGCACCCCCAAAAUACCAACCAGGCAACUCCUGCUCCUACCUCAAAUGCAGUGCCUAAAGCCAUCCCAGUCUUUCCUUGGUAAAAUGAGGCUGGCCAGACUUGUUAACAUCACACCGCCCCAUCUCAAAGCUUUCCUUUUCAAAGGAGGAGCCGUGUACUCGCGGGUUCAUUGAUUCUCAGCCCAGCAGGAAUGUUUGCUCAGGCACGGACAAGCCACACCCCUGAUGACUGUAACAGGCAGAGCUCUCUCUGUUUUGAUAGUCUAUCAGCUGGGUUUAUCGAGGUAUAUAAACAAAAACUCCCCUUUACAGAACUUCCCCCACUUCUGGCCAGCUGUCCCUGCAGAACAUGCGGGGGCUGUGUCUGAGCUGAGCUCACCUGUUAUUUCGAGAAAUUCUAAUAGCAGGUUUUAAGCUACUUAUUUACUUUUUUGGUCUGUGCAGGAAGUCUGAGCUUAAAAAAAAGAUAGAAGUAUAAUUACCCUGGCACGCCUGCAUUCCUGCUCCGGGCUCAGGAGGGAAGGGAGUCUUUCUUGUCAGUACAGGCACGUUCAAGCCAGGAAGAGAACCGGAUCCCGGGAGAUCAUUGCCACCAACGUGUGUAACUGAAACCCACAGCCAUGCUGAAGCAGAUAUUAUCGGAGAUGUACAUUGAUCCUGACCUGCUAGCAGAACUCAGCGAGGAGCAGAAGCAGAUCCUCUUCUACAAGAUGAGGCAGGAGCAGAUCAGACGGUGGAAAGAAAGAGAAGCUGCUGCAGACAAGGUUUCAGGAAAGAAGCCACUGCCAAAAAAAGCCAGCACGAAGUCUGUACAAUGGAAGCUAGGUGCUGACAACGAUGUCUGGGUGUGGGUGAUGGGUGAGCAUCCUUCAGAUAAAUCGUAUGCAGCCAUCUGUGAAGAGAUCCAGGCACAAAGGGCAAAGCGGUUAGCAAAUGAACAAGGCAAGGAGACCAGAGAGACAGACCGUGCUGUAACACACUCUCUGCAACCCCAGCCAGAAGUCCUGUGUGAGACAGAAGUUCAGGGAAACAAUAAAAACACUGUAGAGGAACAGAAAGAAGAGGCAAGAAAAAACACUGCCGGUACAAUUGGGAAAAGCCAGGAGCUCAAAAAGAGGGAAGCCCGGGAUGUUCACCAGAUGCUGGCAGACUGCCAGAUGAGGAAGGGUGGCUUCUCACAGAUGAAGGGAGGACACAGAAGAAACUCAGAAGAGACUACAGUCCCGCUGAAGGCAAUACCACAAAGCCACAAAUGCUCAGAGAAUCAGAAGGUGUUGCAGAAAUCUGAUGAGAAUGAGCCUGAAUGGCAAGAAUCCUUGCGGAAAUCCAAGGCAGCAGAUGAGAAGAGACGCUCUCUUGCACGGCAGGCCAGAGACGACUACAGAAGGCUUUCUCUGCAGGGAGCCCGUAGAGGGAAGCAGGCAGACAUAUCCAAGAAUGCCACAGCAGGAGAUCGGCGACCACUCCAAUAUCCUCCUCUCCCACCCAAACCUAAACUUCCACCUCCUGUGAUGGCGAAUGGCGGAGCAGUUAGGAAAGAGGCAAUCCAGAGGACAAUCUCUAAUUCAGCUGAAGAAAGCAUCAUCAAGUGGUUCAAAGAGGAGCAAUUCCCCCUUCGAGCUGGUUAUCAGAAAACCACAGACACGAUAGCACCUUGGUUUCAUGGUAUCCUAACCUCUAGGAAAGCAGAGGAGCUUCUGAGUAAAACAGUGCCAGGGAGUUUUUUGGUCCGUGUCAGUGAGAAAAUCAAAGGUUACGCGCUUUCCUAUCGGUCCGCAGAGGGAUGUAAACACUUCCUUAUUGAUGCCUCCAGUGAUUCCUACAGCUUCCUUGGAGUGGACCAGCUACAACAUUCAACACUGGCUGACCUUGUUGACUACCACAAGGAUGAACCCAUCACUUCUAUGGGAAAGGAGCUGUUGCUUUACCCAUGUGGUCAAGAGGACCAUGAACCAGAUUACAUCUCUCUCUUUGAGUGAAACUCCCAGUCUCAUUAUGUAGCCCCGAACUGUUUUCACCAAGACUGGACUUCAAACUGGAAGCGGCUGAUGCUUACCUGAAACUUGCCAUAAGUGCCUCUAUUUCAAAUCCUUCACAACAAAGCAGUGGGAGAAUAAGUGCUGUCACAGGCUUAUUGUUUCAACAGUUAAAAGAUGCAUCAGCCCAGCAAGCUACUAAACACCCAGAUACAUCAUGCAUGUGGAUUAGAUGAUGAAGUAUCAGUUGAACAGAGACGGAUUAGACGAUGAAGUAUCAGUUGAACAGAGAUUUUUGCAGAUUUCCUCAGGGAUAUCUAUGUUCAAGUUGCAUUUUGCUCUUGAAUGCAAGGUUGCCUGCUGUCUGGGAAACAGAUUGGUACCUAAAAUUGAAUGAGACCAUAGCUUCCUGAAGGCACCAAAGAACUUGGAGAAGUGAAUCAGUCUCGAUAGUAAUUUGUUUAAGAAACUUCACAGAAACAAUUCUGUAAAAUGCUGUGCCCUUGGAAUCAAGGAUGUUCAAGUAAAACAUCCAAGCACACCCUUGGUGCCUUUCAGUGAAAUGUGAUCUCUGUGAAUGUGAAGAGGGUUUUUUUUAUGAACAAUACAUUUUAAAAAUUCCUUUAGCCUCUGAAAAUAGACUAUGAAUAUAGUUUUCUAACCUGUAUCUAAAUCCCACACUGGCCUUUCUGCCUAGAGGGUGAUUAACCUUUUGCAAGGGAGUGGAGAAGGGAUGCAGGAAUUUGUUAGGAAGAACUGCAUUCACAGAGCCUAAAUAAUGUAAGAAAUAGGGCCUGUAUCAGUAUUAGUACAGUUUACGGAAGAGUUUGCCAGUAAAUAAUGCUGUUUUUCAGAACAGAGCUAUUUAUUACAAGUUGUGUCCAAAUUAUUGGGAUGCAGAUCCUGUGAACCAUAUAACAGAACUUUUUCUUUCAACAAAAUGUUCUCUUUGUAUCUGUUACACUGCUCUAAAAACACACAAUUCAGAAUAUCGAGGAAGAAGCUGAACAGAAUCACAUAAAUUUAUCUUCACCCAGAUUGCUUCAAUUUGAAUUGUUUCACAGGAGAAAAUGCACAACUUGGGAGUGUUGUGCAAGACUGCUAACACGAUCACUUGUUAGAGAUGUGACUGUCAAAGAGUAAGCAAGUACUCACUUGUUUACCUGUUCCCCUCCUUCAACUGGAUCAGGGAUACCCUGCUUAACAGAAGAAGUCAAAAUCUUCAGUCUUAAAUUGAACAGCAUUUUGCAGAACAUAGAUUAGAAGAAAUUCUUAUAAUCACCUGGUCUUAAAAUUUACAAUCAUGCUGAUCAGUGGUUUCCAGAGAGCAUAACCUGCAAUCCAGCUGCAGCAGUUUUAAUACGUAGAGAUAAAAGCCUUAAUAUAAAUGCGGAUUCUGAAAGUUUAGAUUCUGAAAGUAACAACAGUAAUGGGACAAAAGAUUUAAGGAACUUCUUGGGCAUUAUAUCACAUCUAUGAAAUAGAUAUUUUCAACAUAGUCAACAUCAAUCAUGAGAAAGGACACUAAGUGGUCUGUGGGGAAAAAAAGCUAUCCUUCCCUUUUCUGAACUGCUUAUUCUGAGAAAUUAUAAGUCAGAGAUUUCACAGCACUAGAGAAUACCUUCUCAUGUUCUCAGGUGAAGAGUACAGCAUAGCAAUUGUCCUGCUGGAGACAAAUCAUACAGUAUUUUGUGUAAGUAUGGGCUAGUAAAAAUCAGACAAAGUCUCCAUUAAAAAGGUAGAGCAUGAGAGCUCUCAGAGAGAGAAAGCCUGAGAAACAGGCUGUUAACUUGCAGAAUUAAUGUGCAGGUUGAUUUGCCAUUGACACAGCAGGACCUCACACACAUGACCAACUGUGUCUCUAAGAUCCAUAAUGGGCCUCUUCAGUGUUUGGACUGCUGACUAGUGGAUACCUUUGUGUUAUAACUACCUAUUUGCAAGUUACCCUUAAAAUGAGCGGAGCAAGGAAGAAUCAGAAAUGCUGGUUUUACUCACAUCGUGGACUUUCUCUACAGACUUUCUUCUUCAGUGGAUGCUGUGCAAGUAUUACAAGGGUAAUAACAUUUGUAAACUACUUGCUGAAACAAUUAUGACAGCUGAAAGGACAUGCCAAUUUGUUUAGUCAAAGGCCUUCAUUCCUUUAGCCAGAACACGCAAAAGUCCUCAAAAAGUAAACCCAGAAAUCCCGAGGUGACCUCUCCAAAUAUGAAUAGUGACCUGUAUUCUCUCCCCAGCUAAGAUCCUGUUAAAUCUGCCAUUCUGAGAAAGAUCACAAGCUGGCUGUUUCUAGGGCAAGGAAGGUAGAGAGCUGCCUACCAAAAGCUACACUUAUGUUGGAUGUUCAUAUAACUGCCAUGAAAGACCUCCACUUGUCUAUGGAAGCGUAGGUAAUAACAGCUUCCCUUUCUCUUUUUUCCUUAUCAGUACAGACUCCAUGCUUAAGCGAGGCCUACCAGACUUCUGCUGGGAUUAGAUUUUCCUCUGAAUCUCACUGGGGUGGGCAAUGACUGUGGGCUGGUGCUCUCAUCACUGAUUCAAUCCCACCUUUUGCCAAACUAGGUUCUGCAGCCAAGAGACAGAAAGUGCAUAAACAAUAUUACUCCUGGCAUCCCUAUGGGAAAAGACAUGCAAGAAAAAUCACAAGAGAUCUCAAAAAAAAAAAA